Messenger RNA from Nelumbo nucifera (sacred lotus), 1547 nucleotides. RefSeq lists its product as uncharacterized. Gene Ontology annotation, molecular function: protein binding. The record is from RefSeq and is a predicted model, not a curated record. Lineage: Eukaryota; Viridiplantae; Streptophyta; Magnoliopsida; Proteales; Nelumbonaceae.
UCGUCAUAAUUCAGAGCUCAGCUGAGUCCCCAACGUAGGAGUAGAUAACGUUACAGUUUUACAGAGAAAGAGGAACAGUACUGAGAGCGAGCGAGAGAGAGAAGAUGGGCAUCGUCUUCUUCGUCUCAGUCCUCCUACUGGCCGUUACUUCUUCCGUUAACUCCUGCCCACCGUCAGACCGGGCAGCUCUUCUCGCCUUCAAAGCUGCACUCAACGAGUCUUACUUGGGCAUCUUCAACUCUUGGAAAGGAACCGACUGUUGCAACAACUGGUACGGCGUUCACUGCGACCCAACCGUCCACCGAGUCGCCGAUCUAACCCUGCGCGGCGAGUCGGAAGACCCCAUCUUCGAGAAAGCAGGGCGGACCGGUUACAUGACCGGAACUAUCUCUCCGGCAAUCUGUAAGCUCAACCGACUCACCAACCUUAUUAUUGCCGACUGGAAAGGAAUCACCGGCCCGGUUCCUGCUUGCAUCACUUCGAUACCAUACCUCCGAGUCCUCGAUCUCAUUGGUAACAAGCUCUCUGGCAGUAUUCCUUCUGGUAUAGGCAAGCUCAAGCACCUCACCGUCUUGAACGUCGCCGAUAAUCAAAUCACAGGGAGGAUUCCAGCAUCUAUCGUGAACCUUGCCACUCUUAUGCAUCUCGACCUCCGCAACAACCGUAUAACCGGUGAGAUCCCUAGUGACUUUGGCAAGCUUCGAAUGCUCAGUAGAGCUCUUCUGAGCCGUAACCAGAUUUACGGCCCCAUCCCCAGUUCUAUCUCUAAAAUUUACCGUCUCGCGGACUUGGAUCUGUCAAUGAACCAGAUCUCCGGCACGAUCCCGGAAUCCAUUGGGAGAAUGCCGGUCCUCUCGACGCUGAAUCUAGACGGCAACAAAAUAUCCGGCGAAAUCCCGACGAGCCUGUUGAGUGGUUCGGGCUUAAAUAUUCUGAACUUGAGCCGAAACUUGCUCGAAGGGUACAUACCGGAUGCUUUCGGUCCGAGAUCGUACUUCACGGCGCUUGACCUGUCGUUCAACAACUUGAGAGGCCCGAUACCGAAAUCCAUAACGUCUGCGGCUUACAUCGGCCACAUGGAUCUCAGCCACAACCACCUGUGCGGCAGAAUUCCGUCAGGUGCUCCGUUCGACCACCUUGAAGCAGCUUCAUUUGUUAACAACGACUGUCUCUGCGGGUCUCCGCUCAAACCCUGCUGAUGUUUCGCCCAGCACACGGAAAAGUAAAUAUUGGUACCGGUAUCGGUUUCGGUUGGAAGCUAUUAGCUACCUCUCUGUGUUAUGUAAUAGUUAACUGUAAUAGAUUUAAAAACUAUGUCGUGACGUGUAGAGUGAGCAGACGACAGACCAAAAAGAGGGUUUGCAUGCACGUGAAAAACAGAAUCAAAGACAGCAAAUUCAUAUAAAAGAAUAGUUGCCUUCAUAAUUUUUUUUUUUUAAUUAAUAAGGCUAUCGUUGAACAAGAAAGACAAGUCAGUCAGGGGUGUUUAUGGUAAUUUGUUAAAGUCGUCUUUAUACUAUUUUGAGUAUUUGUGUAGUUUUUUAGAA